This is a messenger RNA of Stylophora pistillata, 2209 nucleotides long. RefSeq names its product ERI1 exoribonuclease 2. Gene Ontology annotation, molecular function: nucleic acid binding; zinc ion binding; 3'-5'-RNA exonuclease activity. The record is from RefSeq and is a predicted model, not a curated record. NCBI's taxonomy places the organism in Eukaryota, Metazoa, Cnidaria, Anthozoa, Scleractinia, Pocilloporidae.
UUCAAGUCGAUCUCUUCAAGGCAUGACCGAGGGGACUAUUACCCAGUGUUUACUUCUGCCUUGGUAGCCUCGCCGUUAUGCGGGAAGUUUGAAAACAACAGUUAUGAUGAUCAGUCGUUCUGUUACAUGAAUUGACUUUAUUCGAUGUUUGCGUUCCUCAUAUCCGACGAAAAUGUCAGGAAAAGAUAGGCUACUGCAGCAGUUACCCUCAAAUGCAAUUUCUGCAAAGGAAUUAGCCAGAAGUUUAGGUUUGGUCAAGAAAGGACCUUUAUCCGCAAAUCGACAGAAAUGUUCCAUGAAGGACCUGAAACAACGUCAAUAUUUUUCAUACCUAAUUGUUCUUGACUUCGAGUCAACGUGCUGGAAAGACAAAAAAAUGAAUUAUGCCCCAGAAAUAAUUGAAUUCCCUGCAGUGCUGCUAAAUACAAGCAGUGGAGAAAUUGAGUCUGAAUUUCAUAGGUACGUACAGCCUCAGGAGCACACAAAACUGAGUGAGUUCUGCAAAGAGCUGACAGGAAUAACUCAGACUCAAGUGGAUGGUGGUGUUCCAGUUGGCACCUGUCUGAUGUUGUUUGGAAACUGGCUACAAGAGAUGAAGGACAAAAAAGGAUUUAAGUUCCCUUGUGAAGAUGGACAAAAACAAGAUCAAGAAAAUGAUAGAGAUGGUUGGAUUAAGUGGUGCACAUUUGUUACAUGGUCAGAUUGGGAUUUGGGAACUUGUCUCAAGAAUGAAUGCAAAAGGAAGCAGCUUAGAAUGCCUCAUUCACUGAGAAGCUGGAUUGACCUGCGAGCAACAUAUAGAAAUUUUUACUGUCGUAAGCCUCAGGGAUUGGCAGGUGCUCUUCAAGAUCUGGGACUCAAAUUUUCUGGUAGAGAACAUUCAGGCUUGGAUGAUGCCCGUAAUACAGCUCGGGUUGCUUGGAGAAUGAUCUCUGAUGGACGUAUUAUGCAGAUAACAAAGAGCCUGGACGGGGUGUUGGAAAAACUUUGCGAGACCGUAACUCAGGCUGGUCUCUUGAAAACUGAUUUAGUGGUCAAAGAUGACAUGAAACCCACAACCAAAACUUGUCUCAAGCUUUGCCAUGAUGGCAAAGAGAAUUCUUCCACAGCGGCAAGUACUCGCAAGCCGCAAGUUCAACAAUGUACACUUUCAGAGAGUAAGAUAUACAAAAGUUUACACGUUUCCUCAGAGCAGGCGGAGAGUCAAAGUGGAGAAGAAAGUACUGGGCUCUGUACGCAACGUGAUAUUAAUGCGAACAAAGAAGUUACGGUUGAUUAUUCACUUAGAAAGGUGACGAUCGCAGGGAAAGAUCACACUGCGGAAAUUGAAGAAAACGAAGCUAAAAAUGGAAGGAAUGCAAGCCUUGGGUCUCCUCUUACUUGUCUCAAAAGGAGAGCGCCACAAGACAUUGUGGGAUUAGCUUAUGUACAUGCUCGCCCGAUAACCAGUGAGAGCUCCGAAAACACUUUUAAGAGACUUAUUACUCCUUUAACAAGCUUGUCAAGUUUAACCAAAAGAGCGAGAGGCAGUUUUGGAGAAUUUAAUAGUGAGACACCAAAAUCGUCAACGCCGGGGCUUCUGUUAAAGAGAGGACUGGUGAAACAAACUCUUAGUGUCAAGCAUGACACAGCACUGGAACUUAAGAAUCAACGAACAUCUCAUGGAGCUAAACAAAGUGAUAGCUCUAAAACGUGUAAACCAGUAAAUAUUGCAAUGAACGCUGUAACUACACCGUCGCUCAAGGUCUCUGCAAAUCAAGCUUUUCUCCAAGAAAAGAACUUAAAGAAACAAAACUUGAACAACAAGAACUGUCCCUUCACACGUCCAUUUUAUACACCGUAUAGCAAUCGCAAGGAAAAUUAUUACCACUUCACCCCUUCCUCGGUUAAGACCAAGCUGAAUUCCUCUGUCACCCCACCCAUAGCUUGUUUCAAUGGAGGUGGUGUUACUCCACCGUUGUGUCAGUGCGGUCGCCGCACUCGUCGAAGAUCUGUCGUUAAUCCGGGACCUAAUCAAGGCAGAGCUUUCUUUGCGUGUUCGUCAAGUCGUGGUCAAUUAGGUCUGGGAACAAAUUCUACUGACAAAAAGGCUAAAAGGGGGUGUAGCUUUUUUCGUUGGGAGGUGAAUAUGUAGCUUCUAGCAGUCGAAGAGGAGCGUAGAACAUGUCGAAAAACUAAGACAUUUGAAAUAAAUUGAAAGCUGUGCUUC